This is a messenger RNA of Paramacrobiotus metropolitanus, 1761 nucleotides long. Its product is annotated as alpha-1,3/1,6-mannosyltransferase ALG2-like. The record is from RefSeq and is a predicted model, not a curated record. The transcript has 3 exons. Lineage: Eukaryota; Metazoa; Tardigrada; Eutardigrada; Parachela; Macrobiotidae. Bases 100 to 1401 code for a protein of 433 amino acids. Gene Ontology annotation, molecular function: alpha-1,3-mannosyltransferase activity; GDP-Man:Man(1)GlcNAc(2)-PP-Dol alpha-1,3-mannosyltransferase activity.
UCUUCAGCUGCAAUUUGCGAAACUCUGCACUUCAGUUUCAUGCGAACUUUAACUUGGUUUUGUCUUUUAAUGUGAUCACAUUUUGGAUCGAUCACGAAAAUGGCUGCUCAUCGGACCCGUGCCAAAGCCAGUGCGUCGCCGUCAUCCAACGGAAGCAGCCUUAACGUGGUGUUCGUGCAUCCCGAUCUGGGCAUCGGUGGUGCGGAGCGUCUCGUCGUAGACGCUGCUGUGGCACUGCAGAGCAAGGGCCAUUCCGUCCGCUUCCUCACUGCUCACCACGACCCCUCUCACUGUUUCCCGGAAACCCGCGACGGCACUCUGGAAAUCUGUGUCGUGGGUGACUGGCUGCCGCGGUCUUUAGGCGGACGACUGCACGCGCUGUUCGCCUACCUGCGCAUGAUCGUCUGCGCAGUGUGGCUCAUCGGCUGGAGUGGCUGGCAGUAUGAUGUCGUCUUCUGUGAUCAGGUGUCAGCCUGCAUUCCCGUGCUGAAAUGGAGCGGAAAGCCGGUGAUCUUCUACUGCCAUUUCCCCGAUAUGCUCCUGACGCAGCGGGCUUCGUGGUUGAAGCGACUGUAUCGUGCGCCCAUCGACUGGCUGGAAGAGUGGACGACGGGAAAAGCAGACUGCAUCCUCGUCAACAGCAAAUUUACCGAUGGAAUUUUCGAAGAUACUUUUCAUUCACUGAAAGGAGCGCGUCGUCAAGUCUUGUAUCCAUCGUUGCAUUGCUCAACGUUUGAUCGCUUCCAGCCGGCCGACGGACGCCAUGCGCAACUUCCGACAAGCGCGGAUUAUGUAUUUCUGUCGGUUAAUCGCUACGAAAGGAAAAAGCAAGUGGAACUUGCCGUGGCUGCCUUUGCAACACUGCAGCAUUUGCUUCCCUGUGAACUGACUCUCCACCACGGUCGGAAGAACGCUAAAAUCCAUCUGGUCAUCGCCGGGGGCUACGACGAGCGGGUGCCGGAAAACCGCGAAUACCAUCAGGAUCUGGUUGACCUCGUGGAACAGCUGGGUCUGAGUGGUCACGUGACGUUCCUGCGCUCCAUUGACAACUCAGAGAAGCUGCAGCUUUUGCACGACUGCACGGCGCUGUUGUACACUCCCAGCGGAGAGCACUUCGGGAUCGUUCCCCUGGAAGCCAUGUACAUGCGCCGCCCGGUGGUGGCGGUGGCUUCCGGCGGCCCCUUGGAGACCGUCCGGCACGGUGAGACGGGAUUUCUGUGCGACGGCACUGACGAGACGCUGCAGGAGAACUUUGCAGAGGCCAUGAAGAAGCUGGUGGAGACGGAGGGGUUGCGCGACAAGAUGGGCACCGCUGCCCGAGAGCACGUCGUCAGUAACUUUUCCUUCAACGCCUUUACCACGCUCCUCGAUAACAUUGUCAGAAAAGUAGCGACUGGUUAAUGUUACGGAUUAUGGUGCGAUCACGCGUGUUGUUCUCAACGAGUUCUUUUGUAAAUUGAUUUCCGGAUUGGGAUUCUCACUAGAAUUUUCUGGAAAUUUUUUAUGAUCAUGGUUGUGUCGUAGUCAAAUUGUUUUUUUCCCAUGCGAAAAAGUAACUUGCCAACAUCUAAAACUUUUUUGAAUUCCGAUACUUCCAGUUCCGUACAAUGUCUUUUAACAAGGAAAUUGUUUUAUUUUUUUUAUGCCUUGCUGGUUCAUUGUUUCUUUGCUUUUAAAUGAUUGAGAAGCACAUCCCAGUGAUCGCGACCAGCGAUACUGGGAAUACUUUUAAGCCCCAAAUAAACUUCAUAACGAACACAA